Messenger RNA from Didymodactylos carnosus, 1224 nucleotides. NCBI's taxonomy places the organism in Eukaryota, Metazoa, Rotifera, Eurotatoria, Philodinida, Philodinidae. The record is from the annotation of a GenBank genome assembly.
AUGUUGAUCGCAAAGCGCAUGCGAACAUCGAGAGUUUUGAAAUCGAAGACCAAGAAGAUGGUAACAACGUUAUCCCACUUGAUGGUCAGGUCAAUCAGCGCAAGCCUGGAAAUGAGCAGGUGUCAUCGAUGGUCAUCGGCAAAGCAAAAGAAAGUAAAAGAUCAUAAAAAGAAAAUACGAGUGGUAGUGACAGAUGACGACGUUCGGCACGAGCGAACAGCAAUUACCCUUGAUGACGGAGAGACAACUGAUCGACUACAAGUAGCCAGCAAAGACGUCGCUAUCCAGACUGAUUCCCCACGCAAGUUUGACAGGCUGCAUCUAAACUUGAAUGUAGCAGAAGAAACAGUUGAUAAGAGGCAAGUGAUAGUAGCAGCGGCGGCAGAUGAUAAUACACUUGAUGACUCCAUCAAUCGAAAUCGUCGAGUGGUAGAAGAUGUUACUGGAAAACAAAAUCCGACAACUACGAACAUCAUCAACAAUAUCAAAAUGAACCUUGGUCCUAUUGUAGGAUACGCUGAAGAGCGUUUAUUGCCACUUUCGAAAGCAUGUGCUCCGCUGACCAACAUCAUCCCCGAUUUAUCGGUCUACGUUCAAAUGGCACUCGACAAAACCCCAGAAGAGCCACCUGACGGACUGACGAUCGACGAGAGUGCUGCAAUUCGGCUCUACACGAUCGAAUGGGAAGGACCGCACCGAAGUCUCUAUUCGAUACUCAAUUACACCCUCAAGACGGCGGAUCGUGAGGAUCUUCGACCCUAUUUCAAGUAUCUGAAACUGUUCUUGACUGCCCUGGCCAAAUUACCAUGCGUCCCACAGCUGACGAUCUGGCGAGGGGUAACCAAAGAUUUGAGCGCAGAUUUUCCACCCGGCACCCUGAUGACAUGGUGGGCAUUUUCAUCAUGCACAACUGCACUGACCGUGCUCGAGAACAACAUAUAUUUAGGCAAUACAGGUGAGCGGACGCUCUUCUCCGUCGAAGCCAUUAACGGUCGAACAAUACAAGCACAUUCGCAUUUUGUUACCGAAGAUGAAAUUCUUCUUCUGCCUGGUACUCACAUGGUGGUUCAAUCGCAAUUCACUCCGGCGCCCGAUCUCCACAUCAUCCAUUUGAAACAGAUAAUACCGGAAGAAAUGCUACUAGAGCCUCCAUUCGAAGGUGCAUAUCUUUAUCCAAAAAUCAAAGUAUCUGGAAAACCAAAAUCACAAGGAACCAAGCACUGA